AUGGCUGAAAGAAAGCCUUCAGGCUUCCGUUUUCGCCUACCGUGGUUACUACAACCUGCAUUAACUUCCCGUUCUGCCAUUGCCCCCGAGCCGCCACGCACCACCACACAAACCUCUGUUGUAUCAACUCCUGCUCAAAGGCCACCAUUUCGGCCGGCAGGGAUAGCCCCGGCACCAGUAGCACGACCAUCGACCCUAGCUACACCAGCACCACCACCAGUUUCGCCAACACAAGCUCCACCACGUUCAGCAACAUCGCCAGUGCCGGUAGUAUCAUCUCCACCUCCUGUUCCGGCUAAGUCAUCAGCACCUAAAUCCGCAUUAGCAAAAAAUCUUGAUCCUGUUGCAAAUCAACCUAGGAAAGAAACUCAAACCACCAGUGAAAUUGCCGGAGCUAUUCCACUUGGUGCUGCUAGAACUGCCGAUGAUGGUGAAACUCAGCCCAUGAAAGGAACUCACAACUCCACAAAAAUGGCAAGUCCAACAACUCUACCUGCAAUUGAUAAAGUUGCUGCUACCAUUAAAACUCAAACCACCGGUGAAACCCCAGGUCCCGCGGUUCCAAUUGCGGCUGCUAGAACCGCUGACGUAGGUGAAACUCAGCCAAUGGAAAAAACUCAGGCCACCACAGAAUUGGCAAGUCCGGCAACUCCACUUGCAAUUGAUAAAGUUGCUGAUACCAUCAAAACUCAAACCACCAGUGAAACCCCAGGUCCGGCUGUUCCACUUGCGGCCGCUAAAAUCACAGAGGCUGAUGAAUUUCAGUCCACUAAAGAAACUCAGGCCGCCACUGAUAUGGCAAGUUCGACAACUCCACCUGCAAUUGCAAAAAUUGCUAAUACCAUCGAAACUCAGCUUACAAAGGAAACUCUCACAACCACCGGAACUAAACCAACCAUUGAAACACCAGCUCCGGCAACCCCACCUCAACGACUGCCACUCAGGCCACCGUCUCCAGUUAACAUACAACCACUUCAGACAGAUACCUCACCCAGAUCUCCAUCUCGAUUAGCCUCUCAGUCUACAGAAAAACCAUCAUCAUCUUCCCCCAUAACCACAAGUGCAGUUUCCCAUAAUACACCAGGAAAUAUGGCAAUAGAUUCAAAUAAUGUUUCACAGGGUGUUGAUCUUGCUCUAGAUGCAAAAUCAAAGGAGAUAGCAAAAGCGAAAGGAAAACAAACCAAAUCCUUGAAUCGACAUUCAAUGGACAAAAUCACGGAAAGAAAAUCUCAAAAACCAAAAGCAAUACCAUCAGCUCGACUUUCCCUACACAGAGAGAUCAAAGACGACAUUUUCAAGUUCAUUCAUAAGAUGGCAACAAGUCCUCCAAAGAGAUAUAUGGAUGAAAAACCUGCAAGUGUUGUUACAGUUGCUGGUGACAACACAGGGGCAUCUAUGCAUUUAGGUUCAGAUGUAACCAAAAGAGAUAUCCAAAGAGGAUAUAAGGUUAAUCCUGCCAUUAAUGGAGAGGGAAACUCAAAUGGUAGAGAUUCAGAAUCCAAUGAAAAUGAGGAAACAAAAGCAAUCGUUAAUAGCAAUAUUCAAGGAAUCAAUAACUCAAUGAUGUUCAACAGCUCUGUUACUGAUAGGAACCCAGGUGUUCAUCUAGGUUUUUUCCAUAAUAUAGCGAACAACAACGAUUCAAAGAUGGAGAAUAGGGGGUCAAUGGAGACGCAUAAGGCGGAAGCCAACAUUACCCCCCAACAGACACUCGUUUACGAUCCCACAAUCGGAAGAUGCCUUGAAGGGGUUUCCAUGGAGGCUUGCGACCUUGAAGCAGAUGAUGACAAGAAAUCAGUCAAAGGUUAUGAAAUAGAGGUUGCUUGA
Molecule: messenger RNA, 1827 nt
Organism: Cynara cardunculus var. scolymus (artichoke)
Lineage: Eukaryota; Viridiplantae; Streptophyta; Magnoliopsida; Asterales; Asteraceae
Product: proteoglycan 4-like
Exons: 1
Coding region: 1-1827 (608 amino acids)
Source: RefSeq, a predicted model, not a curated record